Messenger RNA from Penicillium digitatum Pd1, 1185 nucleotides. RefSeq names its product phosphatase PAP2 family protein. The record is from RefSeq and is a predicted model, not a curated record. Gene Ontology annotation, molecular function: sphingosine-1-phosphate phosphatase activity. Gene Ontology annotation, cellular component: endoplasmic reticulum membrane. NCBI's taxonomy places the organism in Eukaryota, Fungi, Ascomycota, Eurotiomycetes, Eurotiales, Aspergillaceae.
AUGUCCGGCUCUGCAGCACUGGAAUAUGGAUUCCCUUCGACACACUCCACCAACGCUGUCUCCGUUGCGGUCUAUGCUUUGGCCCUGUUAGGUUCACCCGAUUUAACUCUUAGCGCGCAGGUCACUCUCUUACUCCAAGCAAUCACCUACAUCUACGUCGUGUCCAUUGUAGUGGGUCGACUGUACUGCGGAAUGCAUGGGAUGCUGGACUGUACUGUUGGGUGUGCUUUAGGUGCGGCCAUCGGCCUAGUACAAUUCCAUUACGGACCUGCCUUUGAGGACUUCAUUUUAUCCGCGUCGCUGAAGGAAAUUUCCCUGUUGGGGCUUCUUAUUAUAUUCCUUGUCCGCGUCCAUCCGGAGCCGGCGGAUGAUUGCCCAUGCUUCGACGAUAGUGUUUCAUUCGCAGGAGUUAUGCUAGGCGUGGAUGUGUCUUCAUGGCACUUCGCCGAUAUUUGGGUCGGUUAUCCUCCUGGAUCAAUUCCCUACGAUCUCGAGACCGUGGGCUGGAUUAAGACUGUCAUACGUCUGGUCGUGGGCGUUUUGUGCGUGUUUGCUUGGAGAAAUGUAACAAAACCGGCUUUGCUGCGCAUACUGCCACCUAUCUUCCGGACCCUGGAGAAGCUUGGUCUUUUGCUCCCUCGACGUUUCUUCACCACCGCAUCUGAAUACACCACCAUUCCCUACAACCUCAAGGAUCACGAUGUGCUUCCCAACUUUUCUGAAAUCCCAGACAUCAUAACCACAAUGCGCCAUCCUCGCCGCCGAGCCGUUUCGAUUGGCCCUCAGUCCGAAGCUGAUGCGUAUGAGACACUGGCGUACCGGGAAAAGCGCCGACGCGAAAGUCAAUCUGGGAGCAAUCACCCUUCCCCAGUCGUCGAGGAUCAACUCAAGCCCAAUGGAACGCCCGCCUUGCCCAGAAAGACGGCAUCACUGGAUGAUUAUGAAGGCAUGAUGGGCAAGGGCAGCCCCAGUUCAUCCGCAGUGGAUGUCAAUUUUGACACGCCGACACCUUUCCCUUCGCUAGAUUUCGAGGCUGGGGAGCGGGACGAAAAAGAAGUGUUCUCCCAGAUCAAGAAACCCCGCGUGCGGUACGACGUGGAGGUAGUGACAAAACUAGUUGUAUAUGCGGGCACGUCAAAACCUCAGAUUUUGACACUACACUUGCUGAUACCGGUCUCUUUUUAG